This is a messenger RNA of Cololabis saira (Pacific saury), 1611 nucleotides long. RefSeq names its product POU domain class 2-associating factor 1. The transcript has 5 exons. Gene Ontology annotation, molecular function: transcription coactivator activity; POU domain binding; DNA binding. Gene Ontology annotation, cellular component: RNA polymerase II transcription regulator complex. Gene Ontology annotation, biological process: positive regulation of transcription by RNA polymerase II. The coding region runs from base 80 to 988 and encodes 302 amino acids. The record is from RefSeq and is a predicted model, not a curated record. NCBI's taxonomy places the organism in Eukaryota, Metazoa, Chordata, Actinopteri, Beloniformes, Belonidae.
CUCCUAUAAAGCCCUGCAAACGUCCCGCCACUUGGGUCUUUUUUGGUUCAGCUGGUUGAUUUUGGGCUGUAUAAGAAGAAUGCACUGGGACAAAACGCUGCCACCAGCUCUGGGCAGGUCCAGACCGUACCAAGGCGUUCGGGUCCGAGAUCCGGUCAAGGAGCUGCUGAGGAGGAAGAGAAGUCUGGAGCUUCAGAGCAGCAAGACGACCCCCCACACAGCGGAUUUGGUCGCCCAGAACAGUCAUCCAUCAUUCCAGCCAGGCGUCUUCGGCGCAGACGUCCCCGGCGCCUCUCUGCCGGAGCAGGCGGCCUCGCCAGCCGACGGAGUGCUGCAGUGCUCGGGGUGGAAGUUUGCUCCGGCCGGCGGGGCGCCACAGCCGGCGCCGGGGCCCUGGUCGGUGCCGGACUUCAGCCAGCCUGACUCGGCCCAGACCCUGGCCUACCCCGCCGGCCCCGCCCUCACUGCGGACGUGUACAUGCAGACCUUGUGCCCCAGCUACACCAUGCUGACCUACACACACACUCCUCUGCUCACCAACCUCGGGACCAUACCAGUGGCUCCAGCCCAAACUGGCGUCCCUCAGAUGGAACUCCCGGACUCGGGGCUGACCUAUCUACCAUGGGCUCAGCCCCUCACCACCAUAUCCACCAUGCCCACUCCAGGGGUCCCAUUUGGCCCGGGUUCUGCUGCUCUGCCCGGUUCUCCUCUGGUCCGCAUGCCACUGUCCAUGUCUCUGACCACCAUGAUCCCUGGAUCCCAGCUGGAGGCCCAGGGACUGGACGCUCACUCCCACAUCCUGGAACUCCCACAGCAUCCCAACCAGCAGCUGGACCCGGAAACACAGGGUCCGGAUCUGGACGACGAUCCGGAGGUGGAAUCUGAAUCCCCGAGCCUGCUGGACAAACUUCUGGAAGAUCACAAGGGGCACGGUGCCGAGGAGGACAAAGACUCAUUCAGCAACUCCCUCUUCAUACCUGACGUCUGAAAUCCUUGAAUGCAUUUUUUUUCUCUCACAGGGACCAUGCUUGCUUUGUGGCAUAGAUUUUGACAUGAUAAACAUGAUAAACUCAGGUCUUUCUUUAAAGUGUAAGUGAUGAUCUCUUGCUUAUAUUGAUAAGUGUUUUAAUGUUUGUUGCUGUAGCAAAAGGAACUUUGUAGAAUCAUAGUUUUUACACUGAUGAACCUUGUCUGAUAUUGUUUCACAAUUCGUUUAGUUACUCUGCCUCUCUGAUCUUUUAACAUCCAAUUAUGUCACUUAUAUGUUGACCACGACCACUCAAUGAGUCCCGCCCCUCGUAGUUAGGGGGGUGGGUCUUAGGCCUUAUUUACAGGUUUACAGUGGCUGUCUGUGUGAGAACUUUGUCCUAAGAUGUUUUAGACGAAUCUUGGACAUAAAAAAACAUCUUUCAUUGAGGAAUGUUCUAAUGGGAUUUAAAAAUGUCGUGGAGGGAUAUGUUGACAGUCUUAAAGUAGAUAAAGAUGAGCACUAACUGAUCACAGCAAAGCAGCUUCAUGAUGUCUACACUUGUGUUGUGCCAUUUUGUUAGAUUCUGAGCACUAUUUCCUGCCGUUCUGAUCCAUGUUGAGGAAGUUGAAUAAAGUCAGUGA